GCCGAAUCUUCCAGAAUACUUCUUCCAUAUAAUAAUAUGUAGCUCACUUCUCCUUCUUCGCCGUUUCCAUCGUUUCCUAUCCCGAUCCCGAUUGAAUUAAUUACUGCAGUUUUCUUUGAUCGAAUCAAUAUUUUCGAUGCCUACUCGUCCGGUCGGAGGAAUAGCCCAGGACUGGGAGCCGGUGGUGCUUCGUAAGCAAAAGCCCAAGUCCUCAGAGCUCCGCGACCCGAAGGCCGUGAACCAGGCGCUUAGGACCGGCGCUCAGGUUCUGACCGUGAAGAAAUUUGACGCCGGUUCAAACAAGAAGGCUCCGGCAACGGCAGUGAACGCAAGGAAGCUGGACGAGGCGGCGGAGCCGGCUGCGCUGGACAGAGUUCCAGCGGAGGUGAGGCUGACUAUACAGAAGGCAAGGAUAGAGAAGAAAUUGACACAAGCGGAGCUAGCAAAGCAGAUUAACGAGCGAACUCAAGUGGUCCAAGAGUACGAGAAUGGAAAGGCUGUGCCAAACCAGGCGGUGCUGGCUCGGAUGGAGAAGGUUUUGGGAGUCAAGCUGAGAGGGAAGCCAAAAUGAUUGAUUGUGUGAUUGAUUGUUGAGAUAGAAUAACUUUCAACUACGUUGGGUUGUGAAUUUGUGAUGUCUUGGAAGUAGGGGUGGGUUCGGUUCUUGCGGUUCGGUUUUGACCUAAAACCAAAUAUAGAAUCAAAGUAAAAAGUUCGGUUCGGUUUCGGUUCGGUUUUACACUCCAAAACUUGGAAUCACGGUUUGAUUGGUUCGGUUUGUUUCGGUUCGGUUUCGGUUUUUUCGGUUUUUUACCAAAAAAUUAUCACUUGAUUCAAAAUUGAUAUAAUACUUAGAGGGAUCAAACAUAUUACAUAAAGAAUGCAAGCACAAUACAACGACAAAUAAAAUAAAAAUGAGAAGAGAUAAAUAUGUCUUGAAUUAUAUGAGUAUGCGAGAUAGA
Cuscuta epithymum is the source of this 962-nucleotide messenger RNA. NCBI's taxonomy places the organism in Eukaryota, Viridiplantae, Streptophyta, Magnoliopsida, Solanales, Convolvulaceae. The record is from the annotation of a GenBank genome assembly.